Molecule: messenger RNA, 6188 nt
Organism: Trichoderma asperellum CBS 433.97
Lineage: Eukaryota; Fungi; Ascomycota; Sordariomycetes; Hypocreales; Hypocreaceae
Source: RefSeq, a predicted model, not a curated record
AUGGCCGGUGAUGAUUCCGACCCGGAUCAGGCGUUCGAAAUCGUAGAGCGCGACGCGGUGCCUGCGCCUCCACCCAGCCACGGCGACUCGAUCGAGCAGCGACUCCAUGCCCUGCAGAAAUGGCUCCAGCCAACCGACUUUCUCUCUCCAGGCAGCGAGUUCAUGAAGCAUCUGCACUCGCACGUGCCUGGAACUGGCGGAUGGAUCCACAGGUCGCCCGUCUUUCGCGCUUGGGCCAGCUCCGGCUCCAGCUCCGACUCCAGCUCUGGCCAAGACCGUGAUGGCGACGGCGGCUCGUGUCUCCACGUCCGGGGAGUUGCUGGCAGCGGAAAGUCCGUCUUCUCGGCCAGCACCGUGCGCCAGCUGCAAGAGUCUGGCCAUGUCGUCCUCUUCUUCUUCUUUCGCCAGAUCGUCGACAAGAACCACAGCGCCAGCUACCUUGUGCGAGACUUUGCCGCGCAACUGCUUCCUCAUUGCCCUGCCCUGGUAACCGCCUUGACGGCGCUAUCGCAGGACCAUGCCGUCAGCGGCAAUGAAAGCAGCCUGGUAUGGCCCGCUCUCGUUGAGGCUCUUACCAAGGGCAUCGCAAAGAAUGUCUACUGCGUGGUGGACGCCUUGGAUGAGAUGGACGAUGGGGAUUUUGAGGGCAUGGCUGAUCGCCUCGUUGAGCUGGGCACCGCCGCACCUGGUAAAGUCAGGGUUAUGAUGACCAGCAGGCCGCUGCCCAAGAUUGAACAAAAGUUUAGCAGCCCGAGAAUCGUGAAGCUGAAGCUUGACCCUGCCCUACUCUUCCCAGAUGUGGCACGUUAUGUUGACGCCAGGAUGGCCACGCUGGAUCCCCCAUUAAGCGACGACAAAAAUGAGCUCGUAAAGCAGACCAUCUGUGAACGAGCCAACGGGCUCUUUCUCCACGCCAGGCUUGUUGCAGAUAACUUGGCUGAAGGCUUGCGGGAUGGGCACAUCACCGAAGAGACUCUGCCUGGCAGUCUGGACCGCCUUCCACGAACCCUCCAAGACGUGUAUGAGGGCAUGUUACGAGAGCAUUCUCAUCGCAGCGGAGUAACAACGGAGCAACAAGCCAAGGUCCUCAUGUGUGUAACGCACGCGAGCCGGCCGCUACGACUGAUUGAGCUUGGAUCGCUGCUCUCCAACAUGCUACACAUCAGUCUCGGACAAGGAAAAGACUUGGUGCGGCGCAGCUGCGGUAGAUUAUUGGAACUUUUGGAAGACGAGAGCGUGAGCGUCAUCCACCAUUCAUUCACCGAGUUUCUGCAUGAUGCCACCAGAAAGAAGAGCGCCGCCGCUUUCCCUGUUCUUGAUGACACAGCUUCGCACGAGACGCUGAGUGUGCUCUUGCUGGAGUUUCUCAAUGGCUGUCCGCAUUUCGACGCCACUAUCGAUGACCACAGAGAGGUAAACUACGACCAUUACAAUUCGAGAGUCAAAGAGACAAUAAGGAGACGGGAUCUCGUAACUAAUUUGCGAAUCACUCAUCCCCUGGUCUCCUACGCUGCUGAUAAUCUCGCCUUCCACCUCAGGAAGGCAUCGGCGCAGCCGCUCGCUGUUGUUCGAGAAGCCUUGACUCACCAUCUGUGCCCUGGAAAGCCAGCAUUUGAGACGUGGAUGCUGAUGAAUUGGAGAGGGCGGCUAUCUGCCUCUUUUACCGUUUUUCACCUUGCCACCGCUGUGCAAGCCCCCCUCGCCAUGCCACUGGCGGAAUUCGAUGCUUAUGACCAAUACCACAAAGUGUAUUCAGAAGAGGAAGCCGAGAGUCGGAGAAAGACUGCCCUGUCCUUUGCGUUUCGAGGUGAUAAUACUCAAGUAGUGCAGGCAUUCAUGCCCUUCAUUCCGCCGGCCGAAGUAAACAAAUGCUUCCAUCAGGUCGAUAAUGUGGAAAAUAUAGAGGCCAUUCUAAACACGGGCAAGGUCGAUAUCGACUGCUUUCGGGAUGGGGAGACAAGGCUGUUUAGGGCAGCUAAGCGCCACAAGCUGGAUUUGAUCAAGUUACUGCUCAAAUACGGAGCAGAUCCAAAUAAGAGAUGUGCCCGAGAGCGUUUAUGGACCUGUGGCGAAAUUACUCUGCAAGUUGACCACGAAGGAGGACCAACACCUCUUCACGCGUUUUCCACUCCUGACGAGAGGUGCGUUCUCAUGAAGGAAGAAGUGAAGAAGGCGGAAGAAUGUGUUCGAGUUCUUGUAGCGACUGGAGCAAAAGUCAACGCCACAAUGAAAUGGAAUCGUUCUCUCCGUGGCCAGAAUUUGACGCCUCUCCAUCUUGCUGUGCAAAAAACCCAGACUAGCCUUGGCUACUGGGGCAAGUUGGACUAUUCUGAAGAGAUCCUCACCCGCGCCCUCUUGUUGCAAGGAGCCGAGCCCAACGCCGCGACAGACACAGGAGAGACACCUAUGCAUUUCGCUAACCCAGAGAAGCCCCAACUACUAGACGCUCUGGUUGAAUAUGGAGCAGAUCUCAACUCGGUGAACAACAAUGGACGAACACCUCUGCUAGAGAUCAUAAAUAAAAUAAGCCACUCAUUCCGUAUGGGCAGGCUGAAACCAGAUGUCCGGUUUUUCCAAAAAAUCGUUGAUCUCGGAGCUGAUGUACACAUUGCAGACAAAGACGGGGAUAAUGUAUUCCAUCACAUCAUGCAUAGCAUUCAAUUCUUCUCCGAUACUGAAUUUUUGCCUUUUAUUCAGCUGCUGUUAAACUCUCGCGUGGACCUGAAUCAUCGGAACCGGAAAGGCCAUCCGCCUGUGUGGAAAUAUAGGCAAAGCAAUCCUAUGGACCUACAAAGUCGUACGGACAAUGACGAACCUUUGCUUCGAGUUCUUGUCGAAGCUGGAAUGGAUUUGAACGUUCGUGAUGAGGAGAAAGGCGAGAGUAUUCUAAGGGUCAUCAGCGAGAGAUUUAAAGAUGACCUCGAUGUAAUGGAAAUGUUUAUCCGCCUCGGGGCUGAUUCGAAAGCAUCCGCCAGAGAUGACGUAACGCUAUUGCACGAUGCGGCGAAAGAUUUCAAGAAGGGAGCAGAUUGGUUUCGCUAUAUGAUGUCGAUUGGCGCAAAGCCAGAUGUCCUCGGCGGUGGAGGGGACACUCUCAUCCACUCAGUCCUUCGCUCCCCUGGAAAAGAGAGCAGAUUCAUUGCAAUAAUACAACUUCUGGUCGAGGCUGGUGUCUCACCGCUUGCGAAGAAUGGAAAAGGGGAAGCGGCGCUGCAUGUGGUGAAAAAUCACAAAGUCCUGGAAUAUGUGCUUAAAAACCCUUUGUUCAAGGGGCUAAAUCUGAACGAGCAGGACGUGAACGGCUUUGCUCCCAUACACAACGCCGUAGCUCUUGGGGAAAUAGCUGUAGCUUCUCUUCUUCGUGCCGGAGCUGAUCCAACUAUUCUCACGGCGGAUAAUCUAUCCCCGCUACAUAUCGCCUCCCGUGAGGGGGCUGCUUCCAUCGUCAGCCUCCUCCUUUCAGAGUAUCGAUGUCGAGGUGUGCUUGAGAAACACGUCAAUCUUUUAGGCGAGGGUAUGGCACCACUACAUUACGCCUGUCGUUCUGGACGGCCAGAGAGUGUCUGGGAGCUACUCCGCCAUGGCGCAGACCCCUGGUUGUUAGAUGUGGAUGGCCUUAUGCCGCUCCAUUCCCUGGCCGAGUUUGAACCUUUGGAAGAUCUAUGGCGCCGGCGCCGGACCCAUGCGGCGGAUAUCGUUCUCAUGUUGCAGCAAGUCGGAGUUGAUUUGACCGUCGAGGCAGUUGUCGAAGAUGACGACGGGAGGACCAAGACUGUAACUCCUUUGGAUAUGGCGGUAGAGGAGAAGUGCUGGGACAUGGUGCGCGCGCUUCUCACCCGCGGCGUCAAAGCCCGGGACAACCACAUACAGUCGCCAGACUUUAUUUUGGCCACAGAUACACACAAAGCGGCUCAAGAAGCCCGUGCUGUGUCGGCUACAAGCUCCAGUCUGCCGCAUAGUACUUUGUUACGAGGGCGAUGGUCCAUCCUUUAUGAAAAGUAUCGUCCUCUUAGCGAAGACAAGCUGUACUACAUAGCUGAUGGACAGGCCAUAUUGGACAUGCAGGCUAACCACAAGGCUAGAAAGAAGCCCAGACUUGACAAACUAGACCCUUUGAAGUGUGCUCUGCAUGACGGGGAUCACGACAGUGUCAAAGAAUACGCAUUGCUGGGUGGUGAUGUGCUUGCACUGGACCAGUGUGGGGAUAAUACUCUUCUUCAUCUCCUUGUCCGCGGAGGAUACGUCGACCUAUUCGAGUACUUUGCCGAUAAAGUGCACCUUUUUGAAGCCCAAGACUGGGUUCAGACAGACGAGGAAAAUUGCUGUACGCUUCUUGGUGCAGCCUGCAGACGUGACCUCCCAUCUUUACACAUUAUACAGCUGCUCGUUGAUAAGCUCGGUGUUGACGUCAAUGCCGUCUAUAACGAACGAGGAUUCAUUUACAAGUUGCGAGGAGGCACCGCAUUGCACAUCCUGGCGAGCGGUAGUCACUUUUGGCAGAUUGAGGCGCUAGAGUACCUUCUGUCAAAGGGGGCGAAUAUAGAAGCACGGAACAAGUACGGCAUGACACCGUUGCUGGCGGCUCUGCACCAUGAGUGGCCUCAUGGUUACUGGCGAGAGGAGACCAUAAGGAUAUUACUACAAAAUGGGGCUGACGUAAAUGCAAUUGUGUUGGAGACAGAGGGAUCGCGUGCGCACUCGGCGUUGGAGAUGUCGGACAGGGCUGAGAUCACGAGAACCUUGCUCGAGUAUGGAGCGGAUGUUGGGCUUGUCCCAGGGCUCAUAGCCCGGAUGGUGGCGAGAUGGAAUGAUCCAGAGACAAUCAAGCUGCUAUUACAAGCAGGACUAAGUCCAAAUGAGCUGCCAGCACCUGGGACGGGGAAAGAAGACGUACGGUAUGCACUCCACGAGGUAUGCUUGUACGGCGCAUCCCUGCCGUCAACAAUCAAUGACUACCAAUGGGAAGAUGUCGAUUCGCGAAAACAGGCAACGACAGAAUUAUUGCUUUCGUUUGGCGCUGAUCCAAUGGCAAUGUACCAAAAUGGAAGAUGUCUGCUCCACUGUAUCAUCGAGGACCAUGGCCAACUAGACAGCUUCCUCCCUCGACUCUCACAAACGGAUAUCAACCGCCGUGGCCAGCAUGGACGCUCCCUAUUAACCUCGGCUUGCGUUCCGACUAUCCGUAAAGAACCACCAAGAUACGACAGCAACCCACUAUCCCCGAGCAUCGUGCCAAAUUCUGUGCUCGGCCUCUUACGGCACAAAGCCGAUGCCCUUGCUGUCGAUGACGAAGGGCGUACACCGCUGCAUUGGCUCUGCACGCUUCCUGGGAAGUAUGACGAGGAGCAACGACAGGCUUUCAUCACGCUGGUUGAACACGGUCCAGCCGCCGUCAACAUGGCCGACAACCAAGGUCGCAAGCCUCUCCACUUGGCACUGGCGGUGUAUGCGGAUCGCCGCCAGGAAUCUCUAUUCGCAAUCAAACAUCUCAUAUCCGCAGGCGCCGAUGUGAGCGAGCCGGACCCCGUAACGAGUAACUCGACGCUACACCAGCUUGCACCCCGUCUGGUAGGCCAUGCCGAAAGGGCUGCCGAAACCACCAAACUCUUCCGCGAGCUUUCUGCCAGUGGCGAUAUCAACAUCCGAAACGCCAGCGGUGAGACUCCCGUCAUGAGUUUCACAGCUGCUGGCUGGAAAGGCACAGACGAUCCAACGGGAAAGAUUUUGCGUCCGAAAUAUGCAAUUGCCAAUGACGUGAAUCACGCGACGGCGCUGAGCGUCUUUGUUGAUCUAGGCGCCGAUCUGAUGGCCGUGGACGCACGAGGGCGGACGCUGCUUCAUAUAACGGCAAGUCGUGAGAUUCCCGCCGAUAGCUCGGAUUGGGACCAGAAAGAAGAUGUCAAGACGGCGUUUCAGAAGUUGAUGGAGCUGGGCUUGGAUCCGCGGAGGGAGGAUGCUGAGCUGAGGACGGCGAUUGACAUUGCUGUUGCGAGAAAUGUACGUGACAUUAUGCAGUUGUUCAGGGAGAAGGUGGAAAAGAAGCGGUGAUGGGGGCAGUUAGUGGUAGGUAGCUGUAAGCCGGAGGAGAUGAGAUACUUUUUAAUGUUUUAGGUUAGUAGGUAGGCUGGGAACUUGGGUACAAACAACUACCCCCUAAUGAUAUUUUUUUUCGGUUCAGGUUAAGGAUA